Molecule: messenger RNA, 1526 nt
Organism: Pseudoliparis swirei
Lineage: Eukaryota; Metazoa; Chordata; Actinopteri; Perciformes; Liparidae
Product: zona pellucida sperm-binding protein 3-like
Exons: 8
Coding region: 16-1470 (484 amino acids)
Biological process (GO): binding of sperm to zona pellucida; positive regulation of acrosome reaction; egg coat formation
Cellular component (GO): extracellular matrix
Molecular function (GO): acrosin binding
Source: RefSeq, a predicted model, not a curated record
GUGAACUGUGAAGCCAUGGUGAUGAAGUAUACUGUCGUGUGCCUUUUGGUACUAGCCUUGUUUGGCAGCUUUUGUGAGGCUCAACAGGGGGGUUACCGUCAGAAACCAUACCAGAGGCCAUCAUCACCCAAACAGGUGCCUUAUGAACCUCAACAGGCAAAGCAGACGUUUGAGAAACCUCUCACCUGGAUUUACCCUGAAGAUCCCCAGCCCGAAGCAGCAGUUGAAGUGCCUUUCGAGCUGAGAUAUCCUGUUGCUGUUGCAUCUGUCUCUGUUGAGUGUAGAGAGAGUGCUGUCCAUGUGGAAGUCAAGAAGGACAUGUUUGGAAUUGGCCAGUUCAUCAAUGCAGCUGACCUUACUCUGGGAAACUGUGGUGCUGUCGCAGAGGACUCUGCUGGUCAAGUGUUGAUCUUUGAGGCUGAGCUGCAGAAUUGUCUCAGCUCAUUGGGGAUGACCGAGGAUUCCCUCAUCUACACCUUCACCAUGAACUACAUUCCCCAACCUCUGGGCGCAUCUCCUGUUGUGAGGACCAGCCAGGCUGCUGUAAUUGUGGAAUGCCACUACCCAAGGAAGCACAAUGUGAGCAGCCUUGCUCUUGAUCCCCUGUGGAUCCCAUUUUCUGCGGUUAAGAUGGCAGAGGAAUUCCUGUACUUCACUCUGAAACUCAUGACUGACGACUGGCAAUAUGAGAGGCCAAGCUACCAAUAUUUCCUGGGAGACACCAUCAAUAUUGAAGCUGUCGUCAAGCAGUACUUCCACGUGCCCCUCCGUAUAUAUGUGGACAGCUGCGUAGCUACUCUGGAACCUGACACAUCCGCCAACCCCAGAUAUGCCUUCAUUGAUAACCAUGGGUGUUUGCUCGAUGCAAGGCUCACAGGCUCCAACUCUAAGUUCAUGCUUCGCUCUGCAGACAACAAGCUUCAGUACCAGUUGGAGGCCUUCAGGUUCCAGAAUGCUGAAAGUGGUCUGCUCUACAUCACUUGCCACUUGAAAGCAACAUCUGCUUCCUCUUCUAUCGAUCCUGAGCAUAGAGCUUGUUCUUGGAACAACGGGUGGCACGAGGCCAGCAAAAUUGACUCAGUUUGUGGCAGCUGUGAAUCUGCCGAUUUGCCACCACCUGACGCUGUAAAGGGUGGUAACUGGGCUGGCAGCGGCCUUAGUGGCAGCGUCAGCAGCGGUAGCAGCGGUCUUAGCGUCGGCGGCGUCGGUGGCGGCUACGGCGUCGGUGGCGGUGGCGGCGGCGGCGGCGGCUACCACAGUGCCCGCGGCAGCCACGGUAUUCACGGUGGUCACGGUGGCCACGGUAGUCACGGUGUCCACGGCGGCGGCGGUGGCGGCGGCGGCGGCGGCAGCGGCUACAACCCUGCAUCCAAUCUUGGAAGAAAGAUACGUGAUGUGUCUGAAGUAUUCGAAUGGGAAGGUGAUGUCACCCUGGGACCCAUCCCCAUUGCAGAGAAGAUGAUUGCCUAACUUAAUUCCCUGCCAUGGCUAGGGCCAUUAAAAUAAACAGUCUUAUUGGUUCAUAA